AUGGCUCACCCUUUUGUCUCCAACUCAAACAUUCUCCAUCGUUCAUUCGCUCGUCAACCUGAAAGAGUCGUUUCUGCCUCAGGUGUAUCUCUCUCUCUUGAGUCUGGUCGUGAAAUCCUUGAUGCUUCAGCCGGACCAGCCGUAUCAUGUCUUGGCUUUGGACGUCCAGAGAUUGCUGAAGUGGUCGCGAACCAGAUGAACCAGCUUCCUUAUCUCUACUCUGGCGCACGUUUCACUUGCGACGUGAACGAGGAGCUUGCGUCGAUGCUUCUACAAGGGCAACCCGGUGGCCUGUCCAAGGCCAUAUUCGUCAACUCUGGAAGCGAAGCCACCGAUGCUGCUAUCAAGCUCGCAACACAAUACUGGCAUGAGCGAGGAAUGCCCCAGAAACACCAUGUCAUCGCAAGAAAACAGAGCUACCAUGGAAACACGAUUGGAGCACUCUGCGUUUCUGGCCACAAAUCUCGAAGGGCCAUGUACCGCCACUGGCUCUCUCAUAAUGUCAGCUUCGUUGACCCCUGCUUCGCUUAUAGGCUGAAGGGAAACGAAUCCGACCAAGAUUAUGUCAAGCGACUGGCAGAUCAACUUGAGGCAGAGAUUCUCCGUAUUGGACCCGAGAACGUUUCUGCAUUUGUGGCUGAGACUGUCAGUGGAACUACUCUAGGUUGCCUUCCUGCUGUACCUGGAUACUUUAAAGCUGUUCGAGAGAUUUGCGACAGACAUGAUGUCCUCUUGAUCUUGGAUGAGAUCAUGUGCGGUAUGGGGAAAACAGGCACUAUGCAUGCUUGGGAACAGGAGGCCAUUUCAGGGCCUGAUAUUCAGAUGAUAGGCAAAGCUCUUGGUGGGGGGUUUGUUCCCCUGUCUGGCGUGUUGCUUCGCAAUAAGAUAUUCGACGCCCUCGCAGACGGAUCUCAGGGAUUGGCACAUGGGCACACAUUCCAGGCUCACCCGGUCGCUUGCGCUGCAGCUCUCGAGGCUCAACGCAUCAUUCGUGAUGAAGAUCUUCUCACUAACGUCCGAGAAAUGGGUAAGGUCUUGGAGAGGCUCCUGAGAACAAAUCUUGGACAUAUGGAAUAUGUCGGCGAUAUCCGUGGGCGUGGUCUUUUUUGGGCCGUUGAGUUCGUUCAGGAUCGUGGCACCAAAACACCCUUCCCAGCAGAUAUGAGACUGUGUCACCAGAUCGUGGACAAGGCGUUUGAUCUGGGCUUGAAUAUUUUGGGAAACCUGGGUGAAACUGGAGAUAUGCAUGUUGAUCAUGUCAUAAUGUCUCCCCCAUAUGUGGUAACUGAGUCUGAACUGGGACGGAUGGUCGGCAUUCUACAGGAAUCUAUUCAGACUGUAAUGUCUGAGGUUAUUGAUAUUCAAGGGGCGUGA
This is a messenger RNA of Fusarium mangiferae, 1374 nucleotides long. RefSeq lists its product as uncharacterized. Lineage: Eukaryota; Fungi; Ascomycota; Sordariomycetes; Hypocreales; Nectriaceae. The record is from RefSeq and is a predicted model, not a curated record. Gene Ontology annotation, cellular component: cytosol. Bases 1 to 1374 code for a protein of 457 amino acids. Gene Ontology annotation, molecular function: transaminase activity; pyridoxal phosphate binding. The transcript is spliced from 3 exons.